GGCCUGGACGGAUCCAGCCUUACCAGCAUUUGUGGAUCCUCCUACGGUACAUCCUGCUGAUAAUAUACCCGAAGGUGGUUCCAUGACCAUACUUUGUCUGGCCUUGGGAAAUCCUGCUCCCACUAUUUCAUUAUAUGUUGGGGGACAUUUAGUACGUCAAGAUGCUUCAAGACAUAUGGUCACGGUUAUACACAAUGUGACCGCAGAUAUGGAACAUGUUUCGUGUUAUGCCGAUAACGGAUAUGGUGUGCCAAUGCAGGCCACACGGAAAGUUAAUAUAUGCUACCCUCCCAAAAUCCAAGCCGCCGGCAUAACAGUGGCCUCGGUGGGCAAUGAAGUUGAACUGCGUUGUCUCGUCGAUUCGAAACCCAAACCAAAAACUAUUUUCUGGCGUGAUCAUGAUGGUCGCAUACCCGUCAUUGAGGGUGGCAAUUAUCACAUUAUGGAACGUAUCAAUGAACUAGUGUAUCACAAGCCAACCAAAGCUGAAAAAUUCAAUAAAAUUGAGACAAGAGUUGCAUGGCUGCGCAUGGGUAAUUUGAAGCCAAGUUCACAGCAUAUUUUGUACGUUGAAGCCUGGACGGAUCCAGCCUUACCAGCCUUUGUGGAUCCUCCUACGGUACAUCCUGCUGAUAAUAUACCCGAAGGUGGUUCCAUGACCAUACUUUGUCUGGCCUUGGGAAAUCCUGCUCCCACUAUUUCAUUAUAUGUUGGGGGACAUUUAGUACGUCAAGAUGCUUCAAGACAUAUGGUCACGGUUAUACACAAUGUGACCGCAGAUAUGGAACAUGUUUCGGGUUAUGCCGAUAACGGAUAUGGUGUGCCAAUGCAGGCCACCCGGAAAGUUAAUAUAUGCUACCCUCCCAAAAUCCAAGCCGCCGGCAUAACAGUGGCCUCGGUGGGCAAUGAAGUUGAACUGCGUUGUCUAGUCGAUUCGAAACCCAAACCAAAAACUAUUUUCUGGCGUGAUCAUGAUGGUCGCAUACCCGUCAUUGAGGGUGGCAAUUAUCACAUUAUGGAACGUAUCAAUGAAUCUCAUCCGAAUUUAUAUACCAUGGUGUUGCGCAUACAUAAAUUGCAAGCAAGUGAUGUUGGUGAUUAUUUCUGUCAUGCUGAAAAUCCAUAUGGUUCUAAGACCAUACCGGUAUCGGUACGUUACGGAAUGUCAUAA
Messenger RNA from Musca vetustissima, 1171 nucleotides. Its product is annotated as protein amalgam-like. NCBI's taxonomy places the organism in Eukaryota, Metazoa, Arthropoda, Insecta, Diptera, Muscidae. The record is from RefSeq and is a predicted model, not a curated record. Bases 83 to 1171 code for a protein of 362 amino acids. The transcript has 6 exons.